AUGAGUUAUCUAAAUUGUAAGUGGAAAUAACAUUACAUAAAAAAGUCUGCAAAGAUUACACAAUUACCGAGGAUUCGAUUUCAAAAGGAUAUUAGGGCUAAGUCCAUUGAUGAUAUAUUCGAGAAAACCAAGCUCAAUUCUUAAAGAGAUGAAACCAAAGAAGAAGACAACAUAUUAAGAAAUAGUGAUAGAGUAAUGUAUAAUUGGGUAAUAAUAUUUUGAAUAGUGGAGUAAGCAAGAAUAUAGCAAAAUACUAAAGAGGAACCUAAAUUCAGAUCAGUUUCAGUUGCUCUUAUAAAACAAAAAUUAUAAUAUGAAUAUGAAGAAGAUAUUACUACUAUACAUAAUAAAUGUGGGAUUAAGGUUGUGAAUUAAGCUUAAUAAAUGCAUAAUAAAGCAUAACCCUAAUCAAAUAAUCUCAGCGACUACGAAAAAUAGAAAUAAUAAGUGAAUGAGAUCUUUAAGAGUCUUUACACAUCUCAUUAAGAAAAGCGACUCAACAUCGAAAGAAUAGUAAGUGAUCGACCUUAAAGGAUGAAACCUAUAGAUUGGAAUGAAGUGAGAAGAAAAUUACCUAAAGAUUAGAUAGGAACCAUUUAUGAUCCUACAAGAUUCUAGAACUUAUAUGAAAAAUUCAACAAUGAAAUUGAAGCGAAUGUUCCUCAUGGACCAUUUAUCAGUUUUCGUCAAUUUUUGAGGGAAAGAAGAGGACACUUCAAAGAUUGA
Paramecium octaurelia is the source of this 726-nucleotide messenger RNA. NCBI's taxonomy places the organism in Eukaryota, Ciliophora, Oligohymenophorea, Peniculida, Parameciidae. The record is from the annotation of a GenBank genome assembly.